AUGAAAAAAGAAAAAAAUUGUUAUUAUAUAACUCCAAAAGGAAGACAAAAAUGUUUCAAAAAUAUUAAAUUGAUAACUUUUGAUCUUGAUCAUACAAUAUGGAAUAUUGAGGCUUUAUUGAAUUAUGCAGAUAAUGAAUGCUAUAAAUAUAUGCGAAAAAAUUAUAAGAGAUUAUAUGACUAUUUAUUGAAAGAAUAUGAAUUAUCUAUUACAAAAUUAGUAAAACAAUUAUUGGAGAAAAAUCAUGAUUUUACUAAAGAUGGAGUUCAAAUUCUCACUAGAAUUAGAAUUGAUGCCUUAAAAUAUCUUGCUAAACAAACUAAUUAUGAUGAAAUCAAAUUUGCUUCGGAAAUACAGCAGUUAUGGAAUAAAAAAAAAAAUGACGUUCAUUUAUUUAUAAGUCCGGGAACAUUGGAAUAUUUACGAGAAUUAAAAAAUAGGGGGUACAUUUUGGGUGCAAUUACAAAUGGUGACUCUGAUGUUAACGGGAUAAAAUUUCUAAAUGAAAUAUUUUCUUUUGUUAUUAGGUCAAUGGAUUAUAAUUGCGCUAAACCAAGUAUUGAAAUAUUUAAUGUGGCUGAAAAUUUACUUAAAGAAAGAAAUAUAAAAUUCGAUGUUGAAGAGUGGUUACACGUAGGUGAUGAUGUUUGUACAGAUGUAAUGGGUGCUAAAAAUAAAAAUAUUAAUUGCGCUUGGAUAACAACAUUUAGAGAUGGAAGAGAAGUUUCAGAGAAUGAGUGGUAUUCAUAUCUAAAAUUAAAACUUGAAAAAAAUAAUGAAUCAACAUUAACUGAAUAUGAUCCAUAUGCAGAUGGGUUAUUUUCUAGAUUUAAAAAAAAAGAUAUAAUUUUACCUUAUGACUAUAUAGAUAUUGAAAUACGUCAUUGUCGUGAUUUAGACAAAAUAUUGCUAUGA
Molecule: messenger RNA, 915 nt
Organism: Plasmodium gallinaceum
Lineage: Eukaryota; Apicomplexa; Aconoidasida; Haemosporida; Plasmodiidae
Product: haloacid dehalogenase-like hydrolase, putative
Exons: 1
Coding region: 1-915 (304 amino acids)
Source: RefSeq, a predicted model, not a curated record